CCCAAUAUUUUUCAAUACAAUAGGAAUCAAUCUCAAACCCUUCAAUCCCCUUUCUCUCUCUUUCCACCCCUGCAACCCAAAACCUCAUGACCACCACCAUCUUAGAUCUACCAAAUUCACACACAACACUCACUAAUCACUAACCCCACAGCCUCAAUUCACACAUCUACAUGCUCAAUUUCAAUGGGAAGUGAACAACAACAACAGCAACAACAAGUCUUCCCCUGGUUAAAGUCUCUACCUUUAGCCCCAGAGUACCACCCAACCCUAGCAGAGUUCCAAGAUCCAAUUGGGUAUAUUUUCAAGAUCGAAAAAGAAGCUUCACAAUAUGGGAUUUGUAAAAUCAUCCCACCCGUUUCUGGGUCUUCAAGAAAAACAGUAAUUAGUAACCUGAACCGGUCUCUGUCUUCAAGAACCGCUGAUUCAUCACCUACAUUCACUACCAGACAGCAACAGAUCGGGUUUUGUCCAAGAAGACAUCAUAGACCGGUUCAGAAGCCGGUUUGGGAGAGUGGGGAGGUGUAUACGGUUCAGGAGUUUGAAGCAAAAGCUAAGGGGUUUGAGAAGAGUUAUUUGAGAAACAGGGGAGGGGUGAAAAGGGAUUUGAGUGGGUUGGAAGUUGAGAGUUUGUACUGGAAGGCUCAUGUGGAUAAACCGUUUUCGGUUGAGUAUGCGAACGAUAUGCCCGGUUCCGCGUUUGAUCGAAUGGGGACAGGUGGGGGGAGAUUAGGGGAUGGGGGGGUGACUGUGGGGGAGACAGAGUGGAAUAUGAGAGGGGUAUCGAGGUCGAAAGGGUCGUUGUUGAAGUUUAUGAAGGAGGAGAUACCGGGGGUGACGUCGCCGAUGGUGUAUAUUAGUAUGUUGUUUAGUUGGUUUGCUUGGCAUGUGGAGGAUCAUGAUUUUCAUAGUUUGAAUUAUAUGCAUAUGGGGGCUGGGAAGACUUGGUAUGGUGUGCCGAAAGAUGCAGCGGUUGCGUUUGAGGAUGUGAUUCGGAUGGUUGGUUAUGGUGGAGAGAUUAAUCCUAUUGUGACUUUUGCCACUCUUGGUGAGAAGACCACAAUUAUAUCCCCUGAAGUAUUACUUAAGGCUGGAGUCCCUUGCUGCAGAUUGAUACAAAACGCUGGAGAAUUUGUUGUCACUUUCCCAAGAGCAUAUCACUCCGGUUUCAGUCAUGGAUUCAACUGUGGGGAAGCAGCUAAUAUCGCAACACCUGGCUGGUUAACAGUUGCACGCGAAGCUGCAAUACGUAGAGCUUCGAUUAAUUGUGCUCCCAUGGUGUCUCAUUAUCAGUUGCUUUACGAUCUCGCAGUAUCAUUAUCUUCAAGUGUACCAACAAGCAUCAAACCCGAACCGAGAAGUUCCCGAUUAAAAGAUAAGCUAAAAGCGGAGGGAGAAUCAUUGGUGAAAACGCUUUUUUUACAAGACAUUACGGAAAACAACAAUCUUCUUCACGUUCUCGGAAAAGGGUCUUCAAUUGUGCUUAUUCCCGAGGAGUUUUUAGACAGACGGCUUCCCGCUAGUUUCAACACUCAAACCGAUGAAUUCAAAUCCAAACAUGGCUCGGAUUCCGAUGAUGAUGCCAUCCAAGACAAAAGGCAGCAGAGAAUAUAUUCUUCAUUUCUUAAUAGGAAUAAUAGGAUCACGUUGAUUAAUGAGAAAGAUGAUUCUGAUAAGGGUUUUGAAGGUGUUAAAAAGCCCGAUCCUGGUAUAUUUUCGUGUGUUACGUGUGGGAUUUUGUGUUAUGCAUGCGUUGCGAUUGUUCGACCGACAGAAGCAGCGGGUAAUUACCUUAUGUCGGCUGAUUCUAGUGGCAUUAGUGAUCUAGGUGCUGCCACAGGUUUCUUCGACGCUAAUGAAGAUGCAAGUGUUGUGGGCCCUAAAUCGUCUUCAGGGAAAAUGGCGAAAAGCAAUUGUGACGGCUUGUUUGACGUUCCAGUAAAAACCAGUGAUCAAAUUCAAACUGUAAAUAAUUUGAGUAUAACUUCAGUUACCGCACCACCGAAAGUUAAUUCUUCUCUUGGCCUAUUGGCCUUAACUUAUGGCGAUUCUUCAGAUUCGGAUGACGAUCAUGUAGAGACCAAUAUUCAUACAAAUUACGGGGAUCAUGAUGACAUGAAGUAUACAAAUGAUGUAACUUAUGAUUGUUCUGUUGAGUUUGAAGGAAACAAAAAUUUUAAGAAAUUAAGUUAUGAAGAGGACCCGUUGUUAGAUGAAUGUGAGAAUGAGGAAAGGGGUACGGAUACGACAUGUGAUGAAGAUUCUUCGAGAAUGCAUAUUUUUUGUCUUCAGCAUGCUUUAGAAGUAGAACAACGACUUCGGACCGUUGGUGGUGUUCAUGUGCUGCUCCUUUGUCACCAAGAUUAUCCCACUUUAGAUUCUGAAGCAAAAUCAGUGGCAAAAGAAUUGGGAACGGAUCAUAGCUGGACCGAUCUCGAAUUCCGAGAGAGUAACACAAAGGACGUAAAAUGGAUACAAUCGGCUCUAGACAAUGAAGAAGUGACUCAUGGCCCGGGGGACUGGGCUGUAAAAUUAGGAAUGAAUCUUUUUUACAGUGCUAGUCUUAGCCGACAACCCCUUUACAGCAAGCAAAUGCCGUACAAUUCAGUUAUUUACAACGCGUUUGGACAUGUUUCUUCUUCUAACAGUCCUACAAAGCCGAAGCCAUCCGGUAGGCAGAAGAAGAUUAUCGUGGCUGGAAAAUGGUGCGGGAAAGUUUGGAUGUCGAAUCAGGCUCAUCAUUUGUUAGUCGAUCGCGAUCCCGAAGACCAGGAUGAAAUCGGGGGUUCGGUUUUGUCGAAUUCGAGAAACGAAAGACAAUUCGAAAAUACCCAAGUGGUAGUUAGUAGGAAUUCGUCAAGGAAACGGAAGAACGUUACGGUAGAAACUAGACGAAUGAGCGUAACGACUAAGUUCCCAAAAGUUGAGCCAUCACCAUCACCACCGCAAUCGCCGUCACCAUCGCCGUCACCGCCGCCAUCGCCGUCACCGUCACCAUCUCCGACGUCGGUCGAUUUGCCGCCGAGUGGUGGUUUCAGGCGGCAGCCGAGGACUAACGUUAGAAAGAAUCAAACCCGACAGGAAGCCGCAACCCCUUUGUCGAGAAACGUUAGAUCGUUUGACAUGGACUCUGAAGGAGACGAAGAGACCACCGGCGGGCCCAGCACACGGUUACGAAAGAGGAUUAUAAAACCGCGGUCGAAAGAAUACGAAGACUGGGCCGAAUCAAAACCGAGGAUCAAGAAACAAAACACCACCAAGAAAGCGAAAAAACCGCGCGCUGUUGUUAAACCGAGGGUAGAAGAAGAGGAGGAAGUAGAAGGAGAGUUUGGUUGUGAUAUCGAAGGAUGCAACAUGAGUUUCGAAAGCAAACCCGAGCUCAUAAUUCACAAAAAGAACAUCUGUCCCGUAAAAGGAUGCGGGAAGAAGUUCUUUUCGCACAAGUAUCUGGUUCAACAUAGGCGCGUACACAUGGACGACCGGCCGUUGCAAUGCCCAUGGAAAGGGUGUAAAAUGACGUUUAAGUGGGCGUGGGCUCGGACGGAACAUAUCAGGGUGCAUACGGGGGCUCGACCGUAUGUGUGCAGCGAGGCCGGGUGUGGUCAAACGUUUAGGUUCGUGUCGGAUUUUAGUCGGCAUAAACGGAAGACGGGGCAUUCGGUGAAGAAGCAAGUUGAAGGAAGGUGAAAAAAAUGAUGUUUUAGAGUGUAAUGUUAAUGUUAAGAGAGAUGAAAUUGUAACUUUUGUUUCUAAUUGUUAACAAAUUGAUGCAGGAAUUAGGGUUUUAUUUUAGGAAGAAAGGAAGGAAUAAACCAUUUGUGACUUGAGUGUUGCUAAAGGGGACUGACUGACUUUCUUGUCAUUCAAUUCAAGUUUCACCCUAUUCCAUUGUU
Molecule: messenger RNA, 3890 nt
Organism: Helianthus annuus (common sunflower)
Lineage: Eukaryota; Viridiplantae; Streptophyta; Magnoliopsida; Asterales; Asteraceae
Product: lysine-specific demethylase REF6
Exons: 7
Coding region: 184-3684 (1166 amino acids)
Biological process (GO): chromatin remodeling
Cellular component (GO): nucleus
Molecular function (GO): histone H3K4me/H3K4me2/H3K4me3 demethylase activity
Source: RefSeq, a predicted model, not a curated record